Molecule: messenger RNA, 456 nt
Organism: Chenopodium quinoa (quinoa)
Lineage: Eukaryota; Viridiplantae; Streptophyta; Magnoliopsida; Caryophyllales; Amaranthaceae
Exons: 1
Coding region: 1-456 (151 amino acids)
Source: RefSeq, a predicted model, not a curated record
AUGAUCCCUAUAAGAAAUACCAUCCAAUUGGCCAACCGUUCGGUGAAAUUACCUUGUAGUAAGCUUGAAGAUGUUCCUAUUCAAGUUGGGCAUAUUUAUGUGCCUUGUGAUAUUGUAGUGAUGGAUAUAGAAGAAGAUGUUGACACUCCUUUGAUUUUGGGCCGUGAAGCUCUUAAGACUUUGGGGGCGGUGAUCAAUUGCAAGAACAACACCAUUACAUGUGAGGGUGCCGAUGAAAAGAUUGUUUUUGAGUUCUCUAAGUUACUCAAGACACCCAUACUUGAAAAAUGCUAUAGGGUUGAUGUUGUGAAUCAAGAGUUAGAUCGCUUGGGAAGGGUUAUGAUGAAGCCUCAAGAUCCAAUGGCUGAAGCUCUUACAUGCAAGGAAGAAUAUCACUCUCAAGAAGAAAAAGAGUGUCAUGGCCAUGGAAGAUACUCAAAUGGAAGAAGACCAUGA